CUUUGGCGGGUCAAAGGUUGCUGCUGCUCGGCACGUUACCCGGGACCGGACGCGGAGGAAGUGGGGAGCUGCGCCGUAAACCGAGUGGCGGGGAGCGAAAAUGAAAACGAAACCGGACCGAAACAGAACCUAACUAAGCACCGAUUCCACAGCCCUGUAUAAAACUGCACGCUGACUAGCGGCCGAAGGAAAAACAACGACUUUAAAUUAGCUUUAAUAACAUGUAAAGUAAACGACGCAAGCAGGCUGCAGGUACUGUGGCGCUUUCAGAAGCGAACGGUGAAUAAUGGCACUUUCCCUAAACAGCCUAAAGCGAGGGGAAAUAAAGGCUCUCGGCAGUCUCUGUCAGCCGGGAAGGUCGCUUUAAACUGCGUGCCGGACCGGUGUGUCUGUCCGCGUCUGGAGACAGGACGCUCCCCCCUCUCCCCUCCCGGCGUGCGGGGCUGAGCCGCGGUGAGCUCCGUGCAGCCGCCUUCUUGCUCCUUCUCCUUUCCAUUUAGGGGAAGUAGGUGCCCGGAGCGAUUUAAAAAUAUAUAUAUAUUUUGCUGUUUGAGAAAAAAGGGAAAUAGCCCGAUAGAAAUCGCAGCUAUGGCCGGUCCCGAGCAGCAGGUCGAUGGGAAAGCGGAGCAAAUAGAUGAUGCCGAACUGGCUCUUCAGGGUAUAAACAUGCUUCUGAACAACGGCUUCAAGGAGAGCGACGAGCUCUUCAGGAAAUACAGGACCUACAGCCCCCUGAUGAGCUUUGGGGCCAGCUUCGUCAGCUUCCUGAACGCCAUGAUGACCUUUGAGGACGAGAAGAUGCAGAUGGCCUGUGAGGACCUCAAGGCCACGGAGAAACUGUGUGAGAGCGACGGUUCUGGAGUCAUCGAGACCAUCAAGAACCGGAUCAGAAAGAGCAUGGACUCCCAGAGGUCAGGGGCUGUGGUGGUGGACCGGCUGCAGAGGCAGAUCAUCGUGGCAGACUGCCAGGUGUACCUGGCCGUGCUCUCCUUCGUUAAGCAGGAACUGUCAGCGUACAUUAAGGGCGGCUGGAUCCUCCGCAAGGCCUGGAAGAUGUACAACAAGUGCUACAGCGACAUCGGCCUGCUGCAGGACGCUCACCAGCGACGAGCCUCUUCCUCCUUGCCGUCGGUGGAGCAGCCUGCAGUUCGGGAGAACGAGAACGCAGUGGCGCAGCCUGGGAGGGAGACGGUGACGGCCGAGACCCUGGGCCGCCUCAAGGGCUCAGUCAGCUUCGGCUAUGGCCUCUUCCACCUCUGCAUCUCCAUGGUGCCACCGCACCUCCUGAAAAUCGUCAACCUGCUGGGGUUUCCAGGCGACCGGGGGCAGGGGCUCGCCUCACUCACAUUUGCCAGUGAGAGUAAGGACAUGAAGGCGCCGCUCGCUACCUUGGCUCUGCUCUGGUACCACACGGUAGUGCAGCCGUUCUUCGCCCCCGAUGGCACGGACACACGGGGGGGCCUGGUGGAAGCCCAGGCCAUCCUACAGAGGAAGGCGGCCAUUUACCCCAGCUCCUCUCUCUUCACGUUCUUCAGGGGCCGCGUGCAGCGCCUUGAGUGCCAAAUUAAUAGUGCCUUGACGUCUUUCCAUGAAGCGUUGGAACUUGCGACGGAUCAAAGGGAAAUUCAGCACGUGUGUCUCUACGAAAUUGGCUGGUGCAGUAUGAUCGAGAUGAACUACUUCGACGCCUUCAAGUCCUUCGAGCGCCUGAAGAAUGAGUCAAGGUGGUCCCAGUGUUACUAUGCCUACUUGACCGGAGUUUGCCAGGGUGCUGCUGGCGACGUGGAGGGGGCUGUGAAUGUCUGUAACGACGUUCAGAAGUUAUUUAAAAGGAAGAAUAAUCAGAUUGAGCAGUUCUCUGUUAAGAGGGCUGAAAGGCUGAAGAAGUCAUCCCCUACUAAGGAGCUGUGCAUUAUGGGAGUCAUCGAGGUCCUCUACCUCUGGAAAGCUCUCCCGAAUUGCUGUUUGUCAAAACUGCAGCUUAUGAGCCAAGUCUUACAGGAGGUGGAUGAUGCGUCACACGCCAGUCUGAAACACCUGCUUCUCGGCGCCAUCCACAAAUGCCUGGGAAACACAAAGGAUGCAAUUCAGUCGUUUCAGCUGUCAGCCAAUGAUGAUCUGGGCCAGCAGAGCAUCUCGUACGUGCAGCCGUACUCCUGCUAUGAGCUGGGAUGCAUCCUACUGGAGAAUCCAGAGUCUACGGGAAGGGGAAGGUCACUACUACUGCAGGCCAAGGAGUGUUAUGCGGGAUAUGACUUUGAGAACAGGCUACACGUUCGCAUCCAUUCAGCAUUAGCCUCCAUGAAGGAGGUGGAGCCUCAGUGAUGCGCCCACUGUCAGCCCAGUCCCCGCCCCCACUGUCAGCCCAGUCCCCGCCCCCACUGUCAGCCCAGUCC
Molecule: messenger RNA, 2396 nt
Organism: Brienomyrus brachyistius
Lineage: Eukaryota; Metazoa; Chordata; Actinopteri; Osteoglossiformes; Mormyridae
Gene: ttc39c
Product: tetratricopeptide repeat domain 39C
Exons: 14
Coding region: 589-2325 (578 amino acids)
Biological process (GO): otolith morphogenesis; cilium assembly
Molecular function (GO): protein binding
Source: RefSeq, a predicted model, not a curated record